Molecule: messenger RNA, 1440 nt
Organism: Amorphotheca resinae ATCC 22711
Lineage: Eukaryota; Fungi; Ascomycota; Leotiomycetes; Helotiales; Amorphothecaceae
Exons: 3
Coding region: 1-1440 (479 amino acids)
Molecular function (GO): N-acetyltransferase activity
Source: RefSeq, a predicted model, not a curated record
AUGGAAGAUCCUCCUUUGAGGCCGACGGGCAACAUAGAACGGUUCAACAUCAUCCGGAAUCAAAUCAAGUUCUAUAAUAACGUCCAAGUGACAGCAUGGUACAGCGUGCCCCGAUCUGUGCUUGGUGCUUCCGAUAGCAUUACAAACCUUGUCUAUGCCGCGUUAAGAGAGUUGAUCAACAUCCAUCCGAUCCUUGGGGUCAAUGUGAAGGAUGAGGAGACACCGGCGCCAAUGUGGGCCAGACUGGACAAGAUUGAUCUUCGCGACAUUGUGAAGAUCAUAGAGUCGGACCUCGAAUCGACUUUUGACAAUUGGGCACAAGAUGGGCAUCGAGGCUCGAUUGGAAGUAGUGAAGAGCUUCCGCUUUGGCGGGUUGUCGUCGCGGCCCCGCCCUCCGAGACGAAGGAAGAUGAAUCGACCAAGAUCAAAGAAGUGACGAGGUUUGCCGUCGGGUUCUUCUUCCAUCAUGGGAUAGGGGAUGGGCUCUCUGGAGGAGCAUUCCACUUGACCUUCCUCAACGCCUUGAACCGUCUCAUCACCAACGAUCCUAAAGCAUCUCUUGAUAACUCGACGCUUGCCGUGGUACCGGUCCCGAAGAAGGAUUUACUUCCAAAUCUUGAGAUGAAAACGCCACUGCCAAUCUCCAUAUUGUUUAUGGCGAAGGAAAUUUUCAAGGCCUUCAUCUAUUCGCCCGUCGAUUCCUUGCUAUGGACUGGCCCGCCUAUUAGCACGGAGUUACCUAGGCCACCGAUCACCACCGUUCGCAGUUUCUUACUGCCAGCAUCUAUAGUUGAUGGUCUCGUCUCUCUAUGCCGACGAGAAAAAACCUCGGUCACAGCUCUUAUUACCAUCCUUAUAGGCCGCAAACUCGGAAUGAUGUAUCCGAAGUACAGCCACUUUGUGGGCACUCUUCCAGUAUCCCUGCGCAAGUUCACAGGCAACACCAACCUCGACAUAGGCCUCUACGUCUCCGGUGCCACCGUCAAAUUUUCCAGCACUGCAAACCCCCCUCGUGGCUAUAUCGGAGGCGAUGCGCACCUCUGGGACGCGGCCCGCCAAUGUAAAAAAGACAUCGAUGCCCAGAGUGCCUCGCCUUACGACCAAAGUGUCGGGUUGCUCAAAUUCAUAGCGAAUAACUUCAAGGGGUAUUUUGAGGGGAUGUUGGGGACGAAACGGAGUGCCUCUUUUGAGGUCUCGAAUCUGGGGCUUCUCGAUGGUGGCGAUGGGGGAGAGCAGGGGGGGCGAGCCUACUUUGACCGAGUGAUGUUUUCCCAGGGCGCGUGGACGUACGGGCCGCCGUUCUGUUUCUGUGUAGCGACGGCGAAGAAUGGGGGGAUGAGUGUAGCGUUGUCUUGGGAUUCGAGUGUUGCCGAGGACGUGAAAGCGGAGGAGCUUUUGGGAUGGUUAGAGGGAGAAUUGAGGGGUUUAGUCCGCGAGUGA